GUUUCGAUUAACAGCGCAGUGGUGCUUGCUCCUGUGGCUCAUUCGGCCUCGCAGCUCUGAUUACCGAAUCUCCUUUCAUUUCAUUGUAGUGCGAUCCAAUUUCCGAGCUGCACGUUUAGGUGUGCGGAGGGCUGACGACAUGCAUCUGACGUUGGAAUUCGGCGGUGGGUUAGAGCUUCUAUUUGGGUCGCAGAAGAAGCACGAAGUGGAAGUCACUUCGCCUGAUGACCUUAAGGAGGUGACGAUGGAGUCGUUGCUUUCUUGGAUUAAGGAUAAUCUUAUAAAAGAAAGGCCAGAGAUGUUUGUGAAAGAGAGCUCAGUGCGACCAGGCGUGCUUGUUUUGAUCAAUGACAGCGACUGGGAGCUUUGUGGUCGACUGGAGACGGUGCUGGAAGAGAAUGAUGAAGUUAUAUUUAUUUCCACCUUACACGGUGGCUGAGCUCAUUGCUUCCAUUGUAAACAACACCUAAUCAUCAUUAAGUGGUGGAUAAUUUGUAUUAUAAAUAUAAUUUAAAACUCGAUUAGCAGAAUUAGCAUCAGCAACGAGUUAAUGCUCCUCUUUCGAUCCAGGGCUUGUAGUGUUGGAUGUAAGGUUGUAUCAAACAUUGUUAAGAUGGAAAUGAAGUGCGAGUUUAUCUCAGUUCAAUCUUACAUA
Molecule: messenger RNA, 655 nt
Organism: Physcomitrium patens
Lineage: Eukaryota; Viridiplantae; Streptophyta; Bryopsida; Funariales; Funariaceae
Product: ubiquitin-related modifier 1 homolog
Biological process (GO): tRNA thio-modification
Cellular component (GO): cytoplasm
Source: RefSeq, a predicted model, not a curated record